AGGCCUAAAUGAAAACUCACGGAUAUUGUUGGAUGCUUCGGCGGGUGGAUCAUUCAUGAGCCUUGAACUUGACGAAGCUGAAGAACUCAUUGAGCGGAUCUCAACAAACGGAUCCACCUGGUACUCUGAUCGUCCAUCUGCUCAACCAAAAAUUGGAGGCAUGUACGAAGUUGAUCAAAUGUCGGCCAUGGCUGCUAAGGUCGAUAGCAUGAUGAGCAUGAUCCAAAAGAUUGCUCAAGUCUCUGCUGUGCAAAAUACUUCGCCAGCACCGCCUCCUGUUCCUGUUCUCAUGUGUGUAUCCUGUGGUGGACAACAUGAUCAAUCCACAUGUCCAUGGGAUGCAAUGGAGCAAGUUGAUUAUGUCAACUACAACCGGCCGCAGCAACAACAAAAUCCAUUUGGCGGAUUUAGUUCACAAAACAGAAAUCAUCCUGGUUUCUCAUGGAGCAAUCCCAAUGGAGCUGCCAAUCCACAAGCUUAUCGGAGUUCACCACCCGGCUUUCAAAAUCAACAGCAACAGCAAUUUAGAGGUGGCCAAGGUUUUGCUAACAAUCAACAAGUUAAGCAAAACCAAAGCUUCCCCUAUGUUCCAAAUCAACAAAAGCCGAUCCUGCCAACUCCUGAAACACCAUCGGCUCCCGGCUUGGAUAACAUUGUUGAUCAGCUACUCAAAUCUCAACUAGCCCAAGCCGAAACCUUGAAGAAGAUGUCUGAAGAGCUUACUCAACUUCGAGCUCACAACAGGAUGCUUGAAAAUCAAAUCUCUAGUCAAGCAUCAACAUCAUCAACAAAGGUGACCGGGAAAUUGCCAGCUUGUCCUAAGAAUCCAAGAGAGCAAAUGAAUGCUAUCACUACUCGGAGUGGGAAACAAAUUCAAUCUCCAUCUCUUCCGAGUAGUGAUCUUGAAGAAGAAAGAGGAGAGGAUGUCAAAGAAGAAGCACAAAACAAAGUCAAAGGAGAUGCUGCUGAAAUGCUUCCAGAGUCAAUUCAGAUCAAAGAAGAGUCGCACUUGGUUGCGAUCAAAAGGAUAAUGCGAUAUCUCGCGGGCACGUUGAACGUAGGUCUUUGGUAUCCCAAAGGUUCGACAUGUCAUCUUGUUGGCUAUUCCGACUCGGAUUUUGCAGGUGAAAUUACCGAAAACUUGGAUGAAACAUUCCAAGAUGAGGAAAUUUGGCGACAACUCGGGUUAGAUUCUCGUGACCUCAAGUUUAGAAACUCUAGCAACCCGAGUGUCAUCAACCUCACUUUGAUUCAACGUGUUCAACAAUACAUCUUCUCCUAUGUUUUGUUGCCUCGUGAUUCGAACCAUGGCGUUGUCAACAAAGACGAUAUUCGUUUGUAUCACGUCCUGUUGAACAAAGUCAAAUUUGAUUGGGUUCACUUCUUUGUCGUUGCACUUAGUGAUGGUACUCGUUUUUCCCAUCUCCGUUUUGCCAUCCCGAUCAUGCAUAUCCUUGCUCGUAGCAAAGUGGAUUUUACUCGGGACACUCAGGUGCCGAUGAAGAAGACUUGUUUUAUCACGGAAGCAAAGUUCACUCGGAUUGUCUACCGCAAGGUAAACGAGCAAUAUUUGGAAUUGGUCAUUCCAGACGAAGUGGAGAGAGAGACAGAAGCUGAGUCAUCUCAGGUCGGAGGAAGUUGAACCACGGAACGCGUCACUCGUCAACGCAGGACUCGUCCGAGAGAAGAAGCACCAGAACCUUCUUGGGUGAAGAGGAUCUUUGAUACUCUCACAUGCAUCCGAGACGACGUUCGCCAGCUCAACGAGAGGAUGACUCGUUUCGAGCAUUCCCGCUCCUACCGUGGCUCGCGUCACAGCUUCAGCGGAGGAGCUCGUCCGGCGAACUCUCUUUGAUAUUUCCCCUCUGUCUUAACUUAUUAUGAUACUUUGUUAUUUGCUAUUGUUGUUGUUGUUAUAACUCUUUUGAUGGAUGAUGAUGUUGCUAGUUAUGCAUUUGAUUGUUGGUUUGGAAUAUGGUUCUCUUUUAGAACAUAUUGUCCCUUUGUGGCAGUUCUUGUUAGAAUUUCUUUUUUUAAGAAAACUCUUGCAUUUUU
Cuscuta campestris is the source of this 2055-nucleotide messenger RNA. The record is from the annotation of a GenBank genome assembly. Lineage: Eukaryota; Viridiplantae; Streptophyta; Magnoliopsida; Solanales; Convolvulaceae.